Peronospora matthiolae is the source of this 2487-nucleotide messenger RNA. The record is from the annotation of a GenBank genome assembly. NCBI's taxonomy places the organism in Eukaryota, Oomycota, Peronosporomycetes, Peronosporales, Peronosporaceae.
AUGCCGUCGCUUGCUGCGUCCCCUGCGAAAGCCGAUACCACCGCUGCUGUCAUGGACACACUACUGCUCCAGUAUCUACAGACAAGAGGAUACCAUGUCUAUAAGGGGGAAGACGGGCGUCCUCCUUUUGCUACGGAACCGGCUACACCUCCCGACGACGUGAGCCUUGACAGGUACGCACGUCAAUUAGGGUUAACAACCGAAGCCUGUGCAGCGAACCACUUGCUGUUUCAUGGACUCACGGGCGGAAAUCCGGCAACAUAUGACGAGGCAUACCGGAAACUGAUGGACUGGAUCUGCAACUCGUUGGACAUGUACCGCAACGAGCUGCACGCAGUGGCGUUCCCGGUUUUUGUCCACUGCUACUUGGAGCUGCUAGCAAAAGGGUUCCUGGACGUGGGCAGAGAGUUUUUCCAUCGACACGCACGCGAUCAUACGAGACUGCACUUGGAAGAGCUGCGAACGCUGAGUCUCGUGUUCACACCGCAGCAGUUGCAAGAGAACGAAUACGUGCGGGAGGUCCUUCAUAGCAAGUUUAACGUGGAGAUGAGUCUGCUGUCUUUUGAGCUGCUGAACACGUUCUUGAGCCAAGAACAGCUGUUUGUCUUGCUAUCGAUUGUCAAUGAGCGGAUGAAUCUGGUCGUGACGUCAAAUCAGCCGGGUAUACAGAUCCAACAGCUCCAGGAUGCUGCUGCAGUUGGCGUGCUGAAUAACAUGGAGCCAAAGAACAACGCAGCGAGUGGAUUCAAGACGUCUGAUGAACUUGCUUUGGCUGUUGCUACGUCGGAUGAACCAAGGGAGAGCGAGGUUGCUAUGCCGUUGACGACUGGCCCCUAUGAUGUAGAUUAUAUGGUGCGCACUGCUGGCGGGAACGCUGCUGCAGCGAUUGAAAGGAUGGGCUACACAGUGCAGGAUCUUAAUGCUAUUCCUGUCAACUGGGGAGUCUUUGCGGAGCGCAAAGUGCACGACCCUGUGAUAGACGAAGGAGAAGAGAGUGCCGGGAUGGGAAAAGAGUUCAAUGCGAAUGUAAGUGUUGCAGGAGGGAAUAGUACAGCGAGUGGUUCUGGCGGAGUGCACGAAGCCGAUGGCGACAAAGCAAACGGUGCGGACAACUCAAAAGAUAAAGGCAAGGUGAUUGGACUGUCCGCAGAUGUAAAUCGCAAACACAAGCGUGCAAAACUGUCGAGUGAUGGCACGGUGGGCAUGAAAAAGGAAGUACUGGAGGAGACCGGUCCGCUUCCGAAUCGAACCAAUGCUUUUAACGUGGAAGUGCUGGAGAAACUUGUGCUUCGCACUUCAUCUACUAUGAAGGAGCAUAGUCUCGAGGACGUCCGCGCUCGUGCAGCAGUAAGCCGCAGUGCACUUCCAUCGGCCCUUUGUUUUACGUUGCUGAAUUCGGCGACUCCUAUCAACAACAUGUGCUUCAGCGACGACGUCACAAUGGUGGGUGCGGCAUGCGACGACGCCUCUUUUCGAGUUUGGCGCAACGACGAUCAACCUCUAGGAACCGCCACCGGAUCUACAUACCAGGGCAACCAAGGGUCGCUUCACGCCGAUACAGAGGAAGACGAGAAAAUGGCCGUACUUCGUGGCCACACUGGUGCUGUAUACGGCGCAAGUUUCUCACCUGACAACCGGUUCGCGCUCACGGCGUCGGCUGACUCCACGGUGCGUUUGUGGAGUAUGGCUGCGAAGAGCAACUUGGUUGUGUAUAGGUCCCAUCACGGAUCUCCAGUGUGGGACGUCACCUUUGCUCCGCUCGGCUACUACUUUGCGACCUGUUCGAUGGACCGGACUGCACGGUUGUGGAGUACGGACCACAUGACACCACUGCGCAUCUUUGCCGGCCAUUUGUCGGAUGUGGACUGUGUGCGAUUCCAUCCGAACCACAACUACCUGGCCACGGGCUCGAGUGACAAGACUGUCCGGCUGUGGGAUGUGCAAUCUGGUAAAUGUGUCCGAGUGUUUACGGGCCACUUUCGUGGAGUGCAAUGCCUUGCGUUUUCGCACAACGGUCGGUAUCUCGCAAGUUCAGGCGAAGACCAGUACAUAAAUAUUUGGGACCUGCACGCUGGCAAACGUUUGGAAACCCUAAUGGGCCAUAAGGCCAUGGUCACUUCGCUGGAUUUCAGCCAGGAGAGCACGAUUCUAGCGAGCGGUGGCAUGGACUCGACUGUGCGUUUUUGGGAUAUGAAGGCGCUCGCUGAGAAGCCCGCGACGUAUUCAGCGCUUUCAGGAGCGAUGAAAGAUUUGCACGUGAGUUCGUCCGAUGCAGGCGUGCUGAACGGCGGCACUCGACUUUCUGGUCGUAGCCGGUUUGUCAAAUCCAUGUCGACAGUACGACAAGGCGCCGUGCAGGAGUUGCCGUCGUCCCGCUUCCUGCUAAGAACGCUGCGCUCGAAGCAGACGCCCAUGUAUCGCGUUCAGUUUACUCCGCGCAAUCUGUUACUCGCUGGCGGUGUAUUCCAGCCGAAAAUGGAGUCAUAG